GUCAGAGCAAGCAAAACAGAAGAACUCGGGUUCUUUCCUUACACAACAAUUGCAAGCCAUGCCGCUCUCCAAGUUCGAUGGCCUGGAGCUACCCGCUUCAGCGGACUUUCAUGUCCACCUGAGGGAUGGGCCUCUCAUGAAAGCAGUCGUUCCUACGGUUAGACGGGGAGGCGUCAAUACUGUUUAUGCCAUGCCGAACUUGGUCCCACCUCUCACUUCGGCCUCUGAUGCUAUGGCGUAUAAGCAACGCCUGCAACAAGAGGAUCCAAGUAUCAACUAUCUGAUGACGUUGUAUCUUCAUGAGAAGAUUACUCCAGCAGUCGUCAAGGGAGCGAAGGCUCAAGGAAUCGUGGGAAUCAAGUCGUAUCCUGCUGGUGUCACGACCAACUCGAGUUCUGGGGUUCUUGACUAUGAAGUUUUUUAUCCUGUGUUUCGGGCGAUGGAACAAUGUGGCAUGGUUCUGAAUUUGCAUGGAGAGUGUCCUAGUGACCAUGGAAAGAACAUUACGAUUCUCAAUGCGGAGUCAUCCUUUCUCCCGACGCUCAAGAGCCUGCAUGCCCAAUUUCCCAAGCUCAAAAUUGUCUUGGAACAUUGCACGACCCGUGAAGCUGUAGAAGCAGUCAAUGAAUGCGGCCCUAACGUUGUUGGAACUAUCACAGCACACCAUCUAUACCUCGUAGUCGAUGAUUGGGCAGAUGAUCCAUUCUGCUACUGCAAACCAGUGGCCAAGUGGCCAAGUGACAGAGAAGCGCUCAUCCUAGCUGCAGUCAGUGGCACCGGCAAAUUCUUCUUCGGCAGCGACAGUGCACCACACGAUAUGACAGCAAAGAAAGGUGGACGAGGAAAGACAGCAGCAGGGGUCUUUACGCAGCCAUACACCACGCAGCUUGUGCUUGGAGCUCUGGAGCAAGCUAUUGAGCGGAAGGUCAUCACGGAAGAAGAGGUGACGGAGGAGAUUCUGACGGGCUUUCUGGGCGGCUAUGGGAGGAACUUCUAUGGGAUUAGUGAUAGCAGUAAUGAGAAGAUUGUGUUGAGGAAGGGAGGUGAGGUUAUUCAAGAAUCGGUUACUGGGGUGGGAGUUGAGGUUGUUCCUUUUCGGAGAGGGCAGAGCACUUGGAGCAUUGAAUGGAAGUAGCACAUCACAGCAAUGCACAAAUGCUAGGAAACUUCACUCUUUU
This is a messenger RNA of Hyaloscypha bicolor E, 1178 nucleotides long. RefSeq names its product Dihydroorotase. The record is from RefSeq and is a predicted model, not a curated record. The transcript has 7 exons. NCBI's taxonomy places the organism in Eukaryota, Fungi, Ascomycota, Leotiomycetes, Helotiales, Hyaloscyphaceae. The coding region runs from base 59 to 1135 and encodes 358 amino acids. Gene Ontology annotation, cellular component: cytoplasm. Gene Ontology annotation, biological process: pyrimidine nucleotide biosynthetic process; 'de novo' pyrimidine nucleobase biosynthetic process. Gene Ontology annotation, molecular function: dihydroorotase activity.